AUGUGGCAACGAGUGAAAGCGAGAGCCGAGCACAUCACGAAAUCCGAAGAGCUCCUGGUAAGAGACAUGUGUGCAGUUGAGGGCGUGGGGCUGGUUGUGGCCAGGCAAAGGUCACUUUUUGUGUUUCGAGGAUUAUUGGAAGCAGAACAAAAAGCUGUACAAAAUCAAGCACAUCUCCUGCUCGAUAGGGGGCGACUCAAGUCUGCCAAGGUAGGUUUCUUCCUUGCUUCACAUGGCUUGUGUCAAGUACUCGCAGCUCAGUACAAUUUAGAGGGUAAGGAUUCCACCGCUAAGAGUGAGCUGAAGUUCAUGUUGUCGAUUGUGAUGAGUUUUUCUGGAGUUGAAACAGACAUCCCCCUCACGGAUCGCUUGGCGCAGAGAUAUUGCACUGAGAUGGAUGAAGAAAUGUCCUCCUCGGACUUUAAGUCCGCGAUUCAAUCGUUAUCAUCAGCCUUGCAGCCAGGAGCACCUCUACUCAAUUUUCUCCAAACUUUCUCGGAAGUCGAUUUGCUACUUGUGGCCGCAGAACAAGCAAGCAACGCUUUACCCGUGUCGUCUAUGUUUGCAAGUGGUAGAUCGUGGCUUAUGAAAACCCAUUCUUCUUCGUACUGGCUCACAGACUCGUGGAUCGGCAAAAGCUCAAAGGAAAGUCAAUCUGGACCGGAACAGGCUGCCUGGCGAAGUGAGAAGGCCUAUGCCUUCUUUCUUACAGCUUCACAGUGGAGUUUGAAAGGAAAAGAAGUCUCUGAUCUCGAUGUAGGGUGCGCCGUUCAACUCGCUGGACUUACACCUGACGAAGUCAAUGUUUCAGACGCGCUUGAAGACGGAGAAGACGUCAUCAUGGCCGGAACUGCUCGUCCAGAGCCCUUAGGACCAAGCAUCUCAAAGUUCAGAGCUCACCUUGGUUUUUGGCUUUUGGAAAGGGCUGUACGAAUGUUGGAAAGUAGCGGAGCAUCGCAGAGUGCUGCUGCUGCGUCAUUGGAGGCGAUGCAGUUAGCGCCGGACACGAAUCGAUAUGAGAUGAUGAGAGCCUCCGCUUUCACAAGGUUUUUGGAUGCUGGUAGUGUCGAACAUGCCCUGAAUGCCAUACUGAAGGACCCAUUCCCAGGAGAUCCAAAUGCAGGCGCAAGCUCACUUGAGAGUAAUGCGCUCCGCGACACAGUCGGACUGCUUGUUGAUGCAGUGGCUGACAAAGGUACUCUAAACUGGUUGGCAGAGUGCAAUCUCCCAGAACCGCUUGGCGUGCUUUGUGGACUAGCCUUGCAACGAAGGGCGAGAGCUAGUGAAGCGUUUAAUGUCCGAUAUGUUCUUGAUGGUAUUCAUUUCAAGAGCGGUGACCAGAUGGUAGAAUCUCAGACGACAGAAGGUUUGAAGAGACCAGUUAACGGGUACGAACAACUGUACUCCUGGCACAUUUUACGCGAUGAUGUAUCAAGUGCUGCAACGUCGGUACUUGAGUGGGGUGAACGGCUGAGCGCUGAAGGACUAUCGACGAUAAGGAAAUGUUUUGUGACUGAAUCUCCCAAUUUGUCCACCGAAUCCAAGUUGAAAAUCCUACUGGAAUGGGCAAAAACGAAAUGCGAGGCAUUGGGGUACGCGCUCGCCGCUGCACAACUCGAACCUCCUCAUCGAAGGUUCAUUGCGCGUUCGCGAUUUUCUUUUAUGGCAGGUGCAGGAAAUGAGCGAAAAGGCCUUGUGAGUGAGUCUUGGGUUUCACGCAGACUUCUGCUGGCCCAUGCUCAAAGUAAGGUGCUAACCAGAAUGGUCUCUGACGAGAAUUCUUCUGAUACUAGAGUGCAAUUUGUGCAAUUUGUUACUUCGGCUGACUCAGUCUUGCUACUUCCGCAAGUUGAGGGGGUACGGUGGGUUAUCUCAAUGUUGAGUGAGCGGGCCAGUUACGAGAAUAUGCUGCUCUUAGCAGAGCUGGCAAGUGCGUGGAGAGAGGAAGUUGGGGAUCGUUUGCUGACUGAUGUGGUCAAGAUGGCGGCAGCCAAGGCAUCCGAUCAAAGUUUGACGAGCUUUAGCUAUCCCGAGCUCGAUGACUUACUUGGAGCAAUCGUAUCGAACGGGGGAGAGGUAGAGGGAUGUCGGAAUUGGAAUCUAAUUGCAUUGGAGAGUGCGCUGUCGUCGUCUGCCGGGGCAGUCGCAUGCCCGCAGUGGUUGGUGGAUGCUGCGGCGUGGGGUAGUGAAGCAUUUGCGCAGGGGACCAGCACUAAGGCACAAUUGUUCUCGGGUCAGCGAAGGGGAGAUGCGGCUGGUGUGGUAAGGACUUUAUUGCGCAACCGAAGGCCAGUAGAUGCGGCAAAAGCGUUGAUGGUGGGGCUGAACAGCGUGCAAAGGAAUAGUGAGGGCGCGGAUAGUAUGGAGAGGUUUUACGUGCCAUAUUCAGCUAUCGAUGCGACGAUGGAGAUGUUGGCGCAAUGCGCUGACGACUACCCAGACGCCGGGUUGUACAGGAAACGUCUCGGGGAAUUGACGACGAAGCAUAUCACGAAAAUGGGGGAGCGCGCGCGGGUUGGAGCGGGAGACUCAAUGGAGGUUGAAGCGAUGUAAAACAGUCAUUGAUUAAAGAGCAAUUGAGCACGGUCUACGCACUCCCUUGGGCUUGCAGGGCGGCGUUUCUGGCGGCGACGCGAGCGUCUUUCGCUUUUGAUAGCCGAGCGCGCUCCUCCAGUACCGCUUCCAGUUCUUGCCUUUUGGCUUCCUUGAAUCUGUCAAUAGCAAAUGGUAGGAUGUUGUUAGUGUGUUGAAAAGACGUAGAGUUGUCGUCCAAA
Messenger RNA from Chondrus crispus (carragheen), 2774 nucleotides. RefSeq lists its product as hypothetical. Bases 1 to 2553 code for a protein of 850 amino acids. The transcript has 2 exons. Lineage: Eukaryota; Rhodophyta; Florideophyceae; Gigartinales; Gigartinaceae. The record is from RefSeq and is a predicted model, not a curated record.